UCGGGCGCCUGGGGCUGGGGAGCGUGGAGGAGCCAUGGCCACCGCCAACGGGGCCGUGGAGAACGGGCAGCCGGACAGGAAACAGCCUGCCCUGCCGCGUCCCAUCCGCAACCUAGAGGUCAAGUUCACCAAGAUAUUCAUCAACAAUGAAUGGCAUGAAUCCAAGAGUGGAAAAAAGUUUGCCACGUAUAACCCUUCAACUCUAGAAAAAAUAUGUGAAGUAGAAGAAGGAGAUAAGCCCGACGUGGACAAGGCUGUGGAGGCCGCACGAGCCGCCUUCCAGAGGGGCUCGCCAUGGCGCCGGCUGGACGCCCUGAGCCGCGGCCGGCUGCUGCACCAGCUGGCUGACCUCGUGGAGAGGGACCGCGCCGUCCUGGCAACCCUGGAAACAAUGGACAUGGGGAAGCCGUUCCUUCAUGCCUUUUUCAUUGACCUGGAAGGAUGUAUUAAAACCCUCCGAUACUUUGCAGGGUGGGCAGACAAAAUACAGGGCAGGACCAUCCCCACAGAUGACAACGUUGUGUGUUUCACAAGGCAUGAGCCCAUAGGUGUGUGUGGGGCCAUCACUCCUUGGAACUUCCCUCUGUUGAUGCUGGUGUGGAAACUGGCACCUGCUCUCUGCUGUGGGAACACUGUGGUCGUGAAGCCCGCCGAGCAGACUCCUCUUACCGCCCUUUAUCUGGGCUCUCUGGUGAAAGAGGUCGGAUUCCCUCCAGGCGUGGUCAACAUCGUGCCAGGAUUUGGGCCAACAGUAGGAGCAGCAAUUUCUUCACACCCUCAGAUCAGCAAGAUAGCCUUCACUGGGUCCACAGAGGUUGGAAAGCUGGUUAAAGAAGCUGCUUCCCGGAGCAACCUGAAGAGGGUGACCCUGGAGCUUGGGGGGAAAAACCCCUGUAUUGUGUGUGCAGAUGCUGACUUGGACUUGGCAGUGGAGUGCGCCCAUCAGGGAGUUUUCUUCAAUCAAGGCCAGUGUUGCACGGCUGCCUCCAGGGUGUUCGUGGAGGAGCCAGUCUACACCGAGUUUGUCAGGCGGAGCGUGGAGUACGCCCAGAAGCGGCCCAUCGGAGACCCCUUUGACGCCAGGACUGAACAGGGGCCCCAGAUUGACCAAAAGCAGUUCAACAAAAUCCUCGACCUGAUUGAGAGCGGGAAGAAGGAGGGAGCCAGGCUGGAAUGUGGAGGCUCGGCUCUGGAAGACAGGGGGCUCUUUAUCAAGCCCACUGUCUUCUCUGAAGUCACUGACACCAUGCGGAUCGCCAAGGAGGAGAUUUUUGGACCGGUGCAGCCAAUACUGAAGUUCAAAAAUAUUGAAGAAGUGAUCAAAAGAGCAAAUAGCCUUGAAUAUGGACUCACAGCAGCUGUGUUUACAAAAAACCUCGAUAAAGCGCUGAAGCUGGCGUCUGCGCUAGAGUCUGGGACUGUCUGGAUCAACUGCUACAAUGCCAUCUACGCACAGGCUCCAUUUGGUGGCUUUAAAAUGUCAGGAAAUGGCAGAGAACUAGGUGAAUAUGCGCUGGCAGAGUACACGGAAGUGAAGACCGUCACCAUCAAACUCGAUGACCGGAAUCCCUGAGGGAAAGGUCCCAGGGGACAGUGAAGAGGCUCAGAGUAUUGCCAAGAGGAAGUGGUGGUUAGAGUAGCCAAUCACUUAAAAAUGUGUUGCUGACUCCGACUCCAGUUAGAACUUG
Manis javanica (Malayan pangolin) is the source of this 1688-nucleotide messenger RNA. It is a transcript of the gene ALDH1A3, whose product is annotated as aldehyde dehydrogenase 1 family member A3. Lineage: Eukaryota; Metazoa; Chordata; Mammalia; Pholidota; Manidae. The record is from RefSeq and is a predicted model, not a curated record. Gene Ontology annotation, molecular function: oxidoreductase activity, acting on the aldehyde or oxo group of donors, NAD or NADP as acceptor.